Molecule: messenger RNA, 891 nt
Organism: Durusdinium trenchii
Lineage: Eukaryota; Dinophyceae; Suessiales; Symbiodiniaceae
Source: the annotation of a GenBank genome assembly
AUGGGAGUGUCGGAUUUAGACAGACAAAUCGAACAGCUGAGAAGGUGUGAAUACAUCAAAGAGGCUGAAGUCAAGGCCUUGUGCUCCAAAGCACGUGAGAUCCUGGUGGAGGAAUGUAACGUGCAGAGGGUUGAUGCCCCCGUCACGAUCUGCGGAGACAUUCAUGGGCAGUUCUACGACUUAGUGGAGCUCUUUAAGGUAGGUGGUGAUUGUCCAGACACCAACUACCUCUUCAUGGGUGACUUCGUCGACCGAGGCUUUUACAGCGUAGAGACCUUUCUGCUGCUGUUGGCCCUCAAGGUCCGCUACCCGGAUCGAAUAACCCUCAUUCGCGGGAACCACGAGAGCCGACAGAUCACGCAGGUCUAUGGCUUCUACGAUGAAUGUUUGAGAAAAUAUGGCAGCGUUAAUGUGUGGCGAUAUUGCACAGAGGUCUUUGACUACCUUGCCUUGGCUGCACUGAUAGAGGAUCGCAUUUUCUGCGUUCAUGGCGGGCUUUCACCUGCCAUUAAUACCCUUGACGAUGUCCGGAGCAUCGAUAGAAAGCAAGAGGUGCCACACGAAGGCGCGAUGUGCGACCUGAUGUGGUCCGACCCCGAGGACCUCGAAGGUUGGGGUCUUUCUCCCAGGGGUGCCGGCUACCUCUUCGGUGGCGACGUGGUCAAGGGGUUCAACCACACCAACGGCAUUGACCUCAUAGGGCGGGCGCAUCAGCUGGUGAUGGACGGCUACAAAUGGAUGUUUAACGAGGCCCUCGUGACUGUGUGGUCUGCGCCCAACUACUGUUAUAGGCGUGGACCUCAGUGUGCGCAGCUAUGGCAUUAUGAAGGGUCCACCUCCAAGUCCCUUCUUCAAACCUAUUCAGUACCCCACGGGUACUUUCAAUUUUGA